UCGUCCAUCGCUUACCAUAUUGAGGGGUAAAAACAUUUUUGUAUCCUACAUUAAAAUCCCGCAGUACCAUGUCUAAAUCAAAAGUGGGAAUAAACAGAAUUUUAAAUUUUGGAGCCGGCCCAGGAAAAAUUCCUGUUGCGGUUUUAGCCGAAGUAAGAAAUGAAUUUCUCAACUUUGAAAAUACUGGAAUGAGUAUCACUGAAAUAAGUCAUAGAUCGAGCGAAUAUUCCAAAAUCAACAAUGAAGCCCAAAAUGCAGUAAAACAACUUUUGUCGGUACCCGACAACUACAAAAUCCUCUUCCUUCCGGGUGGCGGACAAGGAAUGUUUUCCGCAAUAGCAAUGAAUCUAAUGAACAGGACCGGCUCGGCCGAUUAUGUAGUUGCCGGUAUUUGGUCCGGAUUAGCGGCUAAAGAGGCAGCCAAGUACGGUACCGUCAAUCCAGUCUUCCCGAAACCCGGAAAGUUAGGGGAUAUACCUGACUCAAAAUCUUGGACUCUGAACCCGAAUGCUUCGUAUUUGUAUUACUGCGAUAAUGAAACUAUCGAAGGAAUUGAGUUUCCGUUCAUUCCGGAAACACGGGGAAGUGUGCCAAUUGUUGUUGAUAUGGCCUCAAAUAUUAUGACAAGAAAAUUUGAUGUUUCAAAGUUUGGUCUAAUCUUCGCACCCGUUCAAAAAAACUUGGGAACCGCUGGUGUAGUGUUGGCGAUAAUAAGAGACGAUUUGUUGGGAACCCCAAUGAAGAUUUGCCCGUCCGUUUUAAACUUCACAGAACUGGCAAAUACUAACUCCAUUCUAAAUACUCCGCCUAUAUUUCAGGUGUAUGUUACGGGGAAAAUUUUACAAUGGAUUAACAUACAAGGUGGCUUAAAGGAAAUGGAAAAACAAUGUUGCCAAAAAAGUCAGCUCUUGUAUAAUGCUAUAAAUCAAUCUAAUAAUUUUUAUGAGUGUCACGUGCCUGAAAAUUUCAGAAGUAGAAUAAAUGUGUCCUUUAAAAUAGGAGGUGGGAAUGAUAACUUAGAAGAAAAAUUUGUUCAAGAAGCUGAAGAACACCGUAUAUAUCAACUUAGGGGUCACCGUUUGGUGGGAGGUAUAAGAGUAUCUUUAUAUAAUGCUGUCUCAUACGAGGAUACAGAGACAUUAGUACAAUUUAUGAAAAAUUUUCAAGCGAAGUACCAAAAUUCAAUUGAAAGACACCUGUGACAUAAAGUUAAAGGUUGGAAUAUGCAUGAAAAGUAAAACAUUUUAUUAAUAACACUAUUCAACCAUUAGAAGCUGUGUAUUUGUAAGCCUCCUCUAAAUAAAA
Molecule: messenger RNA, 1305 nt
Organism: Cylas formicarius (sweet potato weevil)
Lineage: Eukaryota; Metazoa; Arthropoda; Insecta; Coleoptera; Brentidae
Product: probable phosphoserine aminotransferase
Exons: 7
Coding region: 69-1202 (377 amino acids)
Biological process (GO): L-serine biosynthetic process
Cellular component (GO): cytoplasm
Molecular function (GO): O-phospho-L-serine:2-oxoglutarate transaminase activity; pyridoxal phosphate binding
Source: RefSeq, a predicted model, not a curated record